AUGAAGCUUCGCAGCACUAUCCGUCCGCCCAAACGGCUGUACUCUGAGGAGUAUGUAUCUACUUACUCUGAGGUAAACUUACGUCGAACUCCAAAAUCCAUAGAAAGGCCGCCUAUCAUCGAGUUCAACCCCAAUCUACCAUCCGCUGCAUUCCCUACUCUGGACAACUCACGCUCACCUGAAUCGAACGCCGAUAGCUUCGACAGCUGCGAGGAUAUUUCUGAGGAGGAGAUGGACUUUGAAGAUUUCACGUUUACUGAGAUUGAGAAUCUCAAAGCUAGCAAUGGUCCCUUGAACCCGAUCUAUGUAAGAAAUAUGGAGUUGAUGGCCAAUGCAGGCUGUAGUCCAUCGCACAUGGAUUACCUUGAUAUGCAGGAUAGCGAUGGAGAUGAGAUUGAUGAUGGGCUUGACGGUGGACCUUCCGUGGUCAGUAACUCCACUGGGGUCUCUCUUGGCCCUGACAAUGGUCUCCAAAUAGGUGCAAGCUCAUUGCUGACCAAGCCUCAGUCUGUUCCCGAAUUUCCAGAACCCCAAUGGUGCGAUCUACCCGUGUCUCUCAGAGUUGAGAUCGUCAGCAAUCUUCUUCAGUCAAACCCAUGGUCACGCGCAUGCAUUAUGCUGGGACUUAGCGUCAGAGAUCAAGUGGAUCUUCGAGAAGCGUGGAGCGAGCGUGACAAGCAAUUGGACUACGAGGACGAACAGCUGGAAAAGAUGCAAGAGGAACGGCUGAGGGCCUUGAUGCGGAUCGACAAUAGUCUUCCGAACCGUGAUCGUGACUGGCAUUCGAUUUGGGCGUUGUUUGGUAAGACUCGCCGUCAAGCACGCCGCGAUAUACAGGAGCAGCAGAGAGAGUCCGAUGGUAACUUCUUCAUGUGCAAUUCCGACGAGAUCGCCGUGGCCAAGAGAUUCCUAAGACAACGAGGGUUGAGCGUCAAGCUUGUUGGGGAAUGGUGCAAUACUAUUCCUGUCGUCGAGGGUCCCGAUGGAGACGAGUCUGGUCCUGGUAAUUCAAAGCCAACAACUCUGAAGUGGAAUUUGAAGCCAACUGGCAUUGACAUAAGUGGUUUGAAGCCAGGGACCUUUCCUGCUAGGAACAACGCGACUGCCUCGAAUAAAGCUACCGUGCCAACAGCUUCCAAGGUAUCGCUAAUUAAUGAUAUCAACGGUUUCGGGGCAUCAACCUCUGCCAGACCAGUGGACAGAACCCGACAUCGAAGCGGCGUCGUCAAUACUGUAACCAGUUGGAUAAAUGCCCCGAGUCAGAGGUCCGCGCAGUCUCCUCGGCCUAACGGACUUGUUAGCCAGGAUAUUGGAAUGCAGCGCGCUGCACAAAUUGAAUCUACCGCGGAGCCCCAGGCAGUCGACCCGACAAGAUUGGCUCGUCAAACCCCUCCGGAGGACCGCAUCUUUCAGGGUCCCAUCCCGCCAGUGGAGGGCGCUGCUGAUACUCAUGAGGUACCCUCCUGCCCAGUCCAUGCCCCAAGACAAAGAACCCCUCCGACUGGACCGGAGGAGCCCGUUCGACGGGCCAUGGGUGGAUGUUGGUCUUAUCUGUCUGCUGGGCCUAAUCAGAACCUGGCGAACACUGCUACUAGACCCCGUCGGAGGAGGCUAGAGGGAACCACAUCUGGUUUGCGAAAUGAGAUAACCAGGACUGAUCAUGGCAGUAACGAGCAGCGACCGCCCGUCCCACAGACUGAUGCGAGAACAGAGAUACAUCCUAUUGCUCAGCCAGAGCAGGGUUCCGUACCUGAGUUCCAGCCGACAGCCACAAGAAACCUGAGAAGCCCGUCCAUCAUAGACUUAGACGGAUUCCAUCCCGCGACAACCCACAGGGGAUUACUUCCGUGCAACGAUGGGCAGAUGUCGCGAACAGUUUCUCCUGCCCCGGUUGAAGAAGAUGCGAGGGAAGAGACUGAUAGCAUGACAAUCACGCCUCCUACUUCAGAUGUUCCCCUUACACAUGCUUCACAGGAUUCUGAGGGCGAAGAACUAACGAACGAUGAUCAUUGGGAAGGAAGUGAAGACGAAGAUGAUAUGGAAUUGGACGAAAUGGUACUUGUCCCAUGCUCUUCGAGCUGA
Messenger RNA from Aspergillus melleus, 2082 nucleotides. RefSeq lists its product as uncharacterized. NCBI's taxonomy places the organism in Eukaryota, Fungi, Ascomycota, Eurotiomycetes, Eurotiales, Aspergillaceae. The transcript has a single exon. The record is from RefSeq and is a predicted model, not a curated record. Bases 1 to 2082 code for a protein of 693 amino acids.